CUUUCUCGGCCACCACAGAAAACCACUGAGAGGAGAGCUUCCCUUUUAGAGCCAGAAUUGUGCCAGCAAAAUGCAGGACAGCUACACUGUGUUCCUUCUGGGUGUCGGCUGCCUCAUUUCCAGCUUAAGAGCUCAAAUCCAGGAUGAUGAUAAGUGUCUGGACACCACAGCUUGUCCUGUGUAUGCUAUUUGCAACAACGCUCUUGGAAAAUAUUUUUGCACUUGCAAAAAGGGAUUUUCUUCGAGCACUGGAGAACAGCAGUUUGUGGGCCAAGGAGUAGAAUGUGAAGAUAUCAAUGAGUGUCUCCAGAAUUCCUCAGAAUUCUGUCUUCAGAAUUCCAACUGUAAAAAUGUCAUGGGAAGUUACACCUGCACCUGCAGGGGUGGCUUUGUUUCCAAGAACUGCCAGUGUGAAGAUGUUGAUGAGUGUCUGGACACCACAGCUUGUCCCGCAAAUGCAACUUGCAGCAACACUCAUGGAAAAUAUUUUUGCACUUGCAAUAAGGGAUUUGCAUCGAGCAGUAGAAAACAGAGGUUUGUGGGUCAAGGAGUGGAAUGUAAAGAUGUUGAUGAGUGUCUGGAUACCACAUCUUGUCCCGCAAAUGCAGCUUGCAGCAAUACUCAUGGAAGGUAUUUUUGCACUUGCAAUAAGGGAUUUGCAUCGAGCAGUGGAGAAAAGAGGUUUGUAGGUCAAGGAGUGGAAUGUAAAGAUAUUGAUGAGUGUCUCCAUAGUUCGGCCUGUCCUCAGAAUUCUGACUGUCACAACACUUUGGGGAGUUACUCCUGCACCUGCAAGGAUGGCUUUGCUUUGAGGAAUUCACAGUGCGAAGAUGUUGAUGAGUGUCUGCACACCACAGCUUGUCCUGCAAAUGCAACUUGCAGGAACACCCGUGGAAAAUAUUUUUGCACUUGUAAUGAAGGAUUUGCAUCAAGCAGUGGAGAACAGCAGUUUGUGGGUCAAGGAGUUGAAUGUAAAGAUAUUGAUGAGUGUCUCCAAAGUUCUGCCUGUCUUCAGAAUUCUAACUGUCACAACACAGUGGGGAGUUAUUCCUGCACCUGCAAGGAUGGCUUUGUCUUUAGGAAUUCACAAUGUGAAGAUGUUGAUGAGUGUCUGGACACCACAGCUUGUCCCGCAAAUGCAACUUGCAGCAACACUCAUGGAAAAUAUUUUUGCACUUGCAAUAAGGGAUUUGCAUCGAGCAGCAGAGAACAGCGGUUUGUGGGUCAAGGAGUGGAAUGUAAAGAUGUUGAUGAGUGUCUGGAUACCACAUCUUGUCCCGCAAAUGCAGCUUGCAGCAAUACUCAUGGAAGGUAUUUUUGCACUUGCAAUAAGGGAUUUGCAUCGAGCAGUGGAGAAAAGAGGUUUGUAGGUCAAGGAGUGGAAUGUAAAGAUAUUGAUGAGUGUCUCCAUAGUUCGGCCUGUCCUCAGAAUUCUGACUGUCACAACACUUUGGGGAGUUACUCCUGCACCUGCAAGGAUGGCUUUGCUUUGAGGAAUUCACAGUGCGAAGAUGUUGAUGAGUGUCUGCACACCACAGCUUGUCCUGCAAAUGCAACUUGCAGGAACACCCGUGGAAAAUAUUUUUGCACUUGCAAUGAAGGAUUUGCAUCAAGCAGUGGAGAACAGCAGUUUGUGGGUCAAGGAGUUGAAUGUAAAGAUAUUGAUGAGUGUCUCCAAAGUUCUGCCUGUCUUCAGAAUUUCAACUGUCAUAACACAGUGGGGAGUUAUUCCUGCACCUGCAAGAAUGGCUUUGUCUUUAGGAAUUCACAAUGUGAAGAUGUUGAUGAGUGUCUGGACACCACAGCUUGUCCUGCAUAUGCAACUUGCAGCAACACUCAAGGAAAAUAUUUUUGCACUUGCAAAGGGGGAUUUGCAUCGAGCAGUGGAGAACAGCGGUUUGUGGGUCAAGGAGUGGAAUGUAGAGAUAUCGAUGAAUGUUCCUUGGAUCCUGCCCUGUGUGGGCCAAAUGCUGUCUGCAGUAACACCAUAGGGAGGUUCAUAUGUAGUUGCACAACUGGAUUCCUACCUUCUAAAGUUGGCCCUGGGAGACAUGGUGAUCCCAGCCACUUGAACUGCACAAGGGCUCCUUUCAAGUGCCAGAUCGACUUUGUGCAGAAAUAUGCCCUGGAGCAACAGUGCCAAAACCUGUCAUUAGGAGAGAAACACGGGAACUUAUCUGAAUAUGCUUCUUUCUGUGCCUUGAUGAAUGCCACAUCCAGUGCUCUUGAAGACACCUGUGGAAAGAAAGUGAACUCCACCGUCUCAUUGGAGAAAACAGCAAGGAAUUUUGGCUCCAUCCUUGAAAAGACUGCUAUUUGGUCCAACCUGAGUAAGGAAGAAGCCUCCGCCACAGCCACUGCCUUUCUGAAGAGUGUAGAGAGUGCCACAAUGGCCGCUUUUAACACCCCCUCAGUAAACACCAGCCAGAUUGUGAGAAGCGAAUACCUAGACAUUGAAAGCAAAGUCAUCGAAAAAGGCUGCAGCAUGGAAAAAGAAGUGUUCAGACUGAAAGCCAAAGGUGAUAUGCUGCAGAUCGACUGUGAUGCAGUCUCUGGGGAAACGUCCCAAGGCCCCAGUGGAGUGACUUUUGUCUCCUUCGUGGGCCUGGAGUCCAUUCUGGAUGAGAACUUCUUCCACGAGCUACAUGACAGCAGCUCUGCCGGCACCAAGAGGCAGGUAAAGAUGAAUUCUCGAGUAGUGGGGGCCACCAUCACCAUCCAGAAAAGCAUCAACUUCUCCAAACCUGUCAUCUACAUUUUGGAGAAUAUCGUGCCAAAGAUUUACUCAGACCAGUUAAUCUGUGUCUCCUGGGUUUCGGAUGGCCAUGAUGGAUGGUGGACAUCUGCAGGAUGUAAGAUGGAGAACUCCAAUGUGACACAUUCAGUGUGUAGCUGCAGACACUUGGCCAACCUGGCCAUCAUCAUGGCUUCCGGGGAGAUAACGAUGGACUUGGCCUUAUUUGUGAUCAGCCACGUGGGAUUGAUCCUCUCUCUGCUGUGCCUCUGCUUGGCCAUCAUCACUUUUCUACAGUGCCGCUCCAUCCAGAACCCCAACACCUCCAUCCAUCUGCAUCUCUGUGUGUGUCUCUUCCUGGCUGAGCUCCUCUUUCUCACUGGAGUGGACAAGACCGACAACAAGACCUUAUGUGCUGUCAUUGCUGGCCUGCUGCACUACCUCUUCCUGGCUUGCUUCACCUGGAUGCUGGUGGAGGCUGUGAUGCUUUUUCUCACGGUCCGGAACUUGAAAGUUGUGAACUACUUCAGCUCCCGCAACAUCAAGGUGCAGCACCUCUGUGUCUUUGGCUAUGGAUUCCCAGGAGUGAUUGUGGCCGCGGCUGCAGGAAUCCAAUCUAGGGAUUACGGGAUGCACAAUCGCUGCUGGCUGAACACAGAGUCAGGGUUCAUCUGGAGUUUCCUGGGGCCUGUUUGUUGCAUUAUUGUGAUCAAUUUGAUCCUUUUUACAUUGACUUUAUGGAUCCUGAGAGAGAAGCUUGCGACUGUCAACGCGAAUGUGUCUACUCUCAGGAACACCAGGGUACUGACAUUGAAAGCCUCCGCUCAGCUCUUCAUUCUGGGCUGCACCUGGAUUUUAGGGAUUUUCCAGUUGGGCCCCGCAGCCAAAGUCAUGGCAUAUUUAUUCACCAUCAUCAACAGCCUGCAGGGAGUGUUCAUAUUCUUCAUUCACUGCGUCCUCAAUCGCCAGGUGAGAGACGAGUACAGGAGAUGUAUUACGGGGAUCUCAAAACGCAGCACCAAAACCCACACUUCUGGAGUUAUGCUGUCAACUAUCACUUCCAGCUCCAAAACGGGAGAUUGCCCUGGAGUUUCCUUGGACAAAGCUUAAUGCAAUAACAGGCGGGCAUCGGGAUGGAUGGGGCUCCUAUCUCCUUUAACAACCUGUCCCUGCAGGGUGAGGUGGGAGGUCAACUUUCUCCUGCUGACAGUCUGGGAAAACUUUGGAGAGCUCGCUUUCUUCCUCAGGUUGGGGACAUCCCACCUAGUUCUCGACGACCCCGCUGGACAACAGAAGAGGAAAGCGUAUGAUUGGAAAACUCUACCUUGCAUUUUUUCUCCUUUUUUUUUCUAAAGCUUACUAUCGAAAUGAAGAAUGCUAGCAUUAAAGAAAGUCCUAAAGAUUUGUAACGUGAGCAUCGGCAAUACAGUUAGGAUGACAGCC
Ornithorhynchus anatinus (platypus) is the source of this 4177-nucleotide messenger RNA. RefSeq names its product adhesion G protein-coupled receptor E1 (gene ADGRE1). The record is from RefSeq and is a predicted model, not a curated record. Gene Ontology annotation, cellular component: membrane. The transcript is spliced from 29 exons. Gene Ontology annotation, biological process: adenylate cyclase-activating G protein-coupled receptor signaling pathway; cell surface receptor signaling pathway. NCBI's taxonomy places the organism in Eukaryota, Metazoa, Chordata, Mammalia, Monotremata, Ornithorhynchidae. Gene Ontology annotation, molecular function: calcium ion binding; G protein-coupled receptor activity. The coding region runs from base 71 to 3844 and encodes 1257 amino acids.